ACACACACACACACAUACACCCCUCCCCAUAACCGUUGCCCUUCCGGCUCCUUUCGUCUUUCCCUAUCUCCAACCCCCUCCUCCCCUCCCUCCCUGACGAUCGAUGUCUGGCCCGCCCGACGCCGGCACCCCCGGCGCUGCUGCAGGGGCCCGGCCGGUCCCCCUGGCCGGAGCCUUCCUCUCAACAGCGCCCGGGGCCACCCCCUCUCCGGCGCCCAGCAGCGACCGUCCCCGCCCGGCGGCAGCCGGCCUGUCCACGCCAAUGACCUCCCCCCAGCGGCGUCUGUCGGCUGGGCUGGCAGCGGCGGCCACGGCAGCGGCCACCGGUCUCCCGGUGCCCUCCAGCGAGCUGCUCGGCGACUCGCCUCCCUCCUCCUUUGGACUGGUGCAUCCGGACUCCAGCGACAUGGACACCUCCAUGGAUGAGCGUUUGGCGGCCGUCGAGCGGAGCAUGUAUGAGCAGCGCUCCUCGCAAAAGACGCGGCUCUCCUUCAGUCCGUCCCUCUGGCCCGGGGGCGCGGGCCAGCACUUGAGUUCCAGCUCCGACCUGGCCGCGCGAUCCCCCCUCUGGCAGCAGCAGCAGCAGCAGCAGCAGCAGCCACCAUCGCGCCCACAAUCGCACGCGCACUCGCAGCAUCACCAUCCCCAGCCCCGCCCCCACCACCAGCCACCGCACCAGAUGCCGGGGUCGAUGCACUCGGAGGCUGGCCAUUCGUCCUCCUCGCCGAGGCUGACCGGGCCAAUGUCCCCCGGUGGCCCGAUGUCGCCGAUGGGCGCGGCCGUGCUGCACACCGCGACCGAGGGCCUCCGGCAGCCGGACGACGCGGCGGUGGGUCCCUUCGGCACACCGGCGACGGUGGCCGCGGCCACCAUGGCCUCCUCUCCGACGCCGCGUUUCAGCAGUGCCUGCCACUCGCAGCACCGAGGCGGAGCCCGAGGCACGGCCUCCAGCGCGGCCAUCCCCCUGGGCGGGGCUUUUCAAUCGUCCCCCUUCUCCUCGCCGAGUGGGUCUCCGGCGGCCGGUGCGGGCCGCUGGCCGGCCAACUUGCCGGCUGUCACCAUGACCGGGUGGGAUGAUGAGGAUGACCAGGACAACAUCAGUCCAUCGGUGAUGGCUUUGUCGCCGUUGCGCUUGCGAGAUGGCCCGGGGCCUGCCUCGAAAUCGGGCCCCGGCACUGACACCAGCUUCGGCCCGGAUGACACGCCUCCCCGGCGCGAUGGGUUGGACUUGUCGCCGGUAGACCGGGGUCUUCCGCUGACCGGGCCCCGGGGCCUGGCCCCCGGGGCCACGUCGGACCUCAUGUGCCCCUUCGAGCGCGAGCACACCGGCGACAUAGACAUCCCCCUGGAGCGGCUCCCGACGCCGGGCCAGCUGGAGAGCAUGGCCCUUCACCCGGGCCCGGAGCCGGCGGUGGAUGCCACUCCCGGUCCACUGACAGCCGGCCUCAUGACAGCACUGGCCGACGCCGACGACACGCCCCUGCUAUCCCGGACGGGGGGGAAUACUGUCCGGCGUGCCGGUCCCUCGGCGGGCGAUCCCUCGCUGAUGCUCUUCCCCGGCCGAGGGGAUCCCGGGCUCUUUGGCACCGAGAACCGGCCGAUGAUGCUGGCCGACGCGCCGGAGGACAUGUCUGAGGCCGAUCAGCGUGCCUUGUGCCUGGCCCCGAGUGGCGUGUUGUCCUUCGACUCGACGAAUGGUGCCCCAUCGGCGGCCCUGAUGCCCAUGGGGUCCGAGGAUCACGGUCAGGGGGGGCCAUCCCCCCUGCCCGGACUGCUGAGUGGCCCUGGGCGUGGGUUUGUGGCUCCCUUCCCGCCUUCUUCCGGUUCGGGGGGGCUUUUCAGCGACACCCCGCCGACCGGGGGCCCGCGCGGGCCUUCGCACACUGCGCCGACGCCCGGAUCGGCCAGCGGUCUCUUCGGGGACACGCGCCCGGUGUCCGGCCCGAAGGCCCCUCGUAAUGGGGGCUUCCAUGGGCCGUCGUACUUCCUCGGGGGCGGGCAUGGCCCGGUUGGCGGAGGGGCUUCCGCCAGCCCGCGCUCUGACUCGCGCUUUCGCACGGAGUUCGAGGAGCUUGGCCUGCUGGGUACUGGGUCCUUCGGCAGUGUCUUCCUGUGUCGGAAUCUCAUCGACCGGGUGAAGUAUGCCAUCAAGGAGCUGCCGGCCUCCUCGUGUGAGGGCGGGAAACUCCCCCGCAAGGAGGUCUAUGCCCAUGCGCGGCUUGCGCAAUUUGGUGCUCAUGAAAAUGUUGUCCGAUACUUCACCGUGUGGGAGGAGUUCGUGUGGGAUGAGCGGCCCGGCCCGCGGCCGUCGGGCUCGGGCCCGGUGACCGGCGGGACGCCCACCGGACGCAAGAAGAUCUACAUCCAGAUUGAGUAUUGCAACGGCGGGUCAUUGUCCACCCGGCGCCGGUACGCGGAGACCGAACUCCUGGCCAUCCUAUUUCAAGUGUGCCAGGGCCUGCGGUGGAUCCACGACAAGAACAUGGCGCACAUGGACAUCAAGCCGUCGAACCUCUUCAUGACUCGAACGCCGGGGCUGUCGCCGGCCGAGCAGGAGCGCGUGGUCUACAAGAUCGGCGACCUGGGCCAUGUGGCCACCAUCGACACGUCGGCGGCGGCGGCCGCACGGAAGCCCACGGCAGCAGCAGCAGCAGCAGCAGCAGCAGCCGCGGCGGCAACGGCCUCGGCGGCGGCGUCGAAGUCCGGCAGCCGGCCGGCCACGCCAUGUGUGGCCCCCGGGGUGGCGGCCUCUUCGGCGGCGCUUCCGCUCCAUGGUUCGGCCUCCUUCCUGCAGGAGGCCGGCUUGCCGGUGGCAGCCACGAGGCCGAGCUCCUCGCGGGGGUUCUUCACCGACACACCGAUGUCCGGCGAGCCGGAGUUCGCCUCGCCGGCGCCAGUCCGCCCGAGCAGUGGCAGUCCGAUUGAAGCCCGCGCCGAUGGUGGCAACUUCGACACCUUCCCCUCGAUGUCGCUGGUGUCCAUUGGCGAUGUGCCACGCCAGCUGCACGAGGAGGACCAUCUGCUGUCGGGCGUCGGAGCGUCGGGCUUCGGGCGGCCCGGGUCGGCCGGCAGGGGAGGCGGUGCAUCCGGGGUGCCGGGCACGCCAGCCCCGGGGGCCGGUGGUGCCGCCACCGCCACCGGGGCCGGUGCUCGGCGUGUCGAGCGUCACGUCGAAGAGGGCGACUGCCGGUACAUGGCGCCGGAAUUGCUGGAAGACGACUAUUCCAGCCUGGAUCGCAGUGACAUUUUCGCCCUCGGGCUGACGAUUUACGAGCUGGCCACCGGGGUGCCAUUGCCGAAGAACGGCGAGUACUGGCAGCGCCUGCGCCGAGACGCGCCGCUGUCCAUCCCCGGCUUCAGCGCGGAGUUCAGCCAAUUGAUCCAGCUGAUGACGCGCCGGCAGCCCAGCGAGCGUCCCUCGGCGGCGCUUCUGUGCGACUUCUUCCUGCCGACAUAUCUGGCGGCGACCACGGCCACGGCCACGGCCACGGCCACGGCGGCGAGCGUCGGUGGUGUGCCAGUCUUGGGAAGUGGCAGCCCGAUCCCGGACUGGCGCCUGUCUCCGGGGGCAGGGGCCCCGGGGCUCCUGUUGACGCCUUCCCCGGCGGCCGGCUGGCUGGCGGCCAAUGGGCGAGCUCUUUCGCCGGUGGCGGCGGCCUACUCUCCUUCGGGUGGGGCCGGUGCCGGGGGGGCCUCGCUGGCAUCGCCUUUGCUUCCGGCCGAGAGCCCCGGAACCGGGGCCGGGACCCCGGUGUCGGAGGAAAUCAUCCUCCUUCGGCGGGAGUUGAUGGCCGCGCGGCUGCGCAACAUCGAGCUGGUUCUGGCCGCGUCGAAUAGCAGCCCGGCGGCCGGUGGCAUGGCUGACGGUGGGUUUGGUCUGACUCCGGACCGGGGGCCGAUCAACUUCGGGGGGACACCCUCUCCCUCGGCGGCGGCCGGCGGCCCGGCCAGCAGCGAGCUGCAGUUGGUUCUGGCGGAGUAUGUGAUUUCGCUGAGGCACUGGCAAUCGACCGGGGGCGGGACGCCGCCCCCGCCGACGGUGCCGCCCCUGCACCAGCGCCUUGGUGUGCCGGGGGCGGGGGGUCGGCUGUUCUCGCCAAGUUCCAGCAGCAAUGGUGGUACCGGCGGGGAUGGCACUCCCACAGCAGCGACCAUGGCCACUGGGGCAUUGGCGGCCUCGCCGAGUGUCAGUGCGGCUGUCUCCAGCGGCGGCGGCGGCGGCGGCGGCGGCGGCGGCGGCGGCGGCGGCAUCGGCAUCGGCAUCGGCAUCGGCAACGGCGGCGGCACUGCCACCACCACCACCACCACCACCACCACCACCACCACCACCACCACCAGCAACAGUAACAGCAGCAGCAUCAACAACAACAACAACAACAGUGGUAGCGACUCCAUGUUCGACGAUGAACCAGCUGGUAAGCGCCUCCGCUUGAACAUCUCCCCCGAUCAGAAGCAGCCCCUCUUCCGGUAG
Molecule: messenger RNA, 4471 nt
Organism: Fonticula alba
Lineage: Eukaryota; Rotosphaerida; Fonticulaceae
Product: WEE protein kinase
Exons: 3
Coding region: 104-4471 (1455 amino acids)
Biological process (GO): protein phosphorylation
Molecular function (GO): protein kinase activity; ATP binding
Source: RefSeq, a predicted model, not a curated record